UCUAAAUGUGAAGAAGGUGUACAGUGAGAGCACAGAAGAACUCCAGUCCCCAGAGGCUCUGAGGAGCAGCGCUAUGUCACCUGACCUGAGGCAGGACUUCAACAUGAUGGAGCAGAGGAAGAGAGUCACACAGAUUCUGCAGAGUCCAGUGCAGGGUCAGUCAGUCCGGUGAAUGAUCUGUGUGGUGUAGAGUGGUUUAAUUGUUCUAAAGCUGAGAGACAGGGCCGCUGUAAACUCGCCUGCUUGUACCGUUUGCUGGACCUGUACGGACACACCCAUUUCCCAAAUACGUAUAUAACUACUAUAAGCAACUAAACAGAUCUAAGUCAGAUAUGUCUGAACAUAGUCCAGUUAUUCUGGCCAAAUACCGCCCACUUAAAAAGAAAGAGGCUACCUGCCCGUCAUUUUUCCAUGCUGUUUAAUUGUGGAUUUAUCUGAAAUAGAUUAUACCACAAUACUAGACCAGCUUUAAAAAAUGAAUUCAAAAGUGGUGUGGAAGGUUUUGCGAACAGAAAAACUCUGUAAAAAUAGUGACAAUGUGCAGAGCCCUUUGAUUUAUCCAAAAGAAAUAUAUACUAUUAUUUAUUUCACAGGCAUAAUUUUGGAAAACAAACUGAAAUAUACAGUUCUGCUGAUAGAUAACUAGCUUACUUGCUACUAAUCCCUUAAUCCAGUUGCACAAAAGCAGCCAAUCAAAUUAGAAUUGGUGAUUUCCAAUGCAUCUGAAGUUCUUGUCUUUUUCUCUGUCUAAUCUUAAGGCUUUGGACCAUCUUGAGCAUAAAUGCAUUUGAUACCAGAAUUUAUUAUAAUGUACUCUCUCUCUAUCUCUCACUCUCUUUUACUAUUUCUCUGUCAUUUUCUUCUUCAGCUGCGCAUUAACAAAGAGCAAGAUCAUAUUCUUAUUCUUCCUAAAGGACUGUCAUUUUCCGAGGCCACAGCAGCUAGUCUGGUGAAGGUCAAUCUGAUUGGUGAGGUGGUUGAUCAAGGAGCAACUUCACUACCUGUGGAUGUUUUGGGAUUCAAACCACAUUCUGCAGUGUAUUCUGCCCGACCAGAUGCCAAAUGUGUUAUACAUACAUAUACACCAAAUACAGCUGCAGUCUCUUCUAUGAAAUGUGGCAUCUUACCCAUAUCCCAUGAAGCUUUGCUGCUGGGAGAGGUGUCUUAUUUUAGCUACCAUGGUGAUUUAGCUGACGAGCAGGAGAGGAUGGAACUUCAGAAAGCUCUGGGUCCCACUGCCAAGGUUUUGGUCCUGAGGAAUCAAGGUUUUCUGGCAUUUGGAGAGACGACAGAGGAAGCUUUUCACUAUCUGUAUCACACACACCAAGCCUGUGAGAUACAGGUUAGCGCUCUCUUAUGUGCAGGUGGUGUUGACAACCUUAAUGUGUUAGACAGAGCAAGUCUGAAACCAGCUCCUACGAAAAAUCCCAGUGGACAAAUGCCAGAUGGACAGAUCAGAUGGAGGGUUGGAGAGGCAGAAUUUGAGUCGCUUAUGAGGAUGUUAGAUAACUUAGGUUACAGAACCGGUUACACUUACCGCCAUCCCAUAGUUAAAGAGAAACCUCGACACCAUAACGAUGUGGAGAUCCCAGCAACCAUCACAGGGGUGGCAAUAGAGGAAAAAGACGUCUUGCCACAGAGUCCUUUGCACUUCCUGGCACAGAAGCGGGACAGAGAGAGGAUACGCUGGCUGAACUCUCCCAACAGCUACUUAAAGGUUAAUGUACCUGAAGAGUCCAUCAAUGGGACCUGCAGCCCCCGGACCAAAACUACGUGGUUGAAGUCAGAAGACUCAGGCAGCUGCAAGGACACUCCAAUUAGGAUUGAGGACCCCAACCAGUUUGUCCCACUUAAUACUAACCCCAGUGAAGUACUGGAGAAAAGAAAUAAGAUUCGAGAGCAGAACAGAGCAGAUCUGAUGACAGCUGGACCAAAGUCUCUGCUGCUGGCAGACAUCGUUAUUGACAAGCCUCCUGGACAAGAAUUCAUCUAUGAGGAUGAGCAGACAGCUGCGCUACCGCCCAACCCUUUUAACCAAUCAGAGGCAGAGCUACAGGAAUACACACAAACUGUGGAGAAUAAGAGCAGCCAAUCAGCUCUUCAGUCAGAGGCCGAUGAGGAAUUCACGGAUGGAGAAAUGACCACAUAUGACGGCUCCACUGUGUCCCUGUCGAUCUCACCUCUCAUGAGCCCUGAAAGAGGAGACUGUCUCUCAACUCUGCUGCAGAGCAGCGAUGGCGAUGACCUGACACAGGAUGAUGACCUCACUCUACAGGUCACAGAGCUCAGCAUCACUAAAGAGAUGCAGGUCUCCAUAACUACCACUGUCGCUAACAACAUUUCAGUCACCAGCUCUUCUGAUAGCCAGCCAAAGUCACCAAAAAAGAAGAAAAAGAAAUUUCGUACUCCUUCCUUCCUGCGAAUGUCGAAAAAGAAAGAGAGAAGAGAAAAGGAGAAAGGAAAAGACAAAGAGAAGGAGCAAAAAGAAAGGGAGAUAGAGGAAGAAAAGGAAUGCAAAAAGGACUGAGUAAACGCUUCUGUUAGACAUGACUAUGCUAGGGCUUGUGGGUAAUGUAGUUUCAGGAGGGCCCAUGUUAAACAUGACUAGCAGGGAUAUGGAUAUUAGCGUUAAAGCAAUGAAUUGUAUGUAUUGUUAUUAAACACAGAAUAUUUCAUUUUAACACUCUUUUGUUAAAGCCAUAUCAAUAACUAGAGAAAAAGUCUAAAUAGCCUAAGAAUAUCCACUUACACUUUAAUAAACAUGCAAACUUAUAGAAAUUCUAGUCCUGAUUUGCAACUUUAAACACUGAAUUUGAGAAGUAUCAGAAACAUUUUGAUGGCUCUGCAUUGUGUUUGUAGAUGAAUUGAUGUUUUGUGCGGAUUUAAUCAGGUGACAGUGAAUUUUAUGAAAGACUGUGUGCAACUGAAUUCCUGCAUAUUAGAAAUAUUAAAGAAAUCGGAAGCUGUCCAUUUAGCGUGAUAUGAAGCUUUUUUGAUUUGCUCAGUUUAUAAAUGGAGAUGUGGUUGACAACAGAUUAUUUUACUUCUAGUUUUGACUGAUUAUUUACUAAUUAUACUGUAAUCCCUAUAUGUUGAUAUUAAGCUAUGAUCAUUAUACUACUUUUUAAUCAAAAUCUUAUGCAGUAAUUAUGUUAAUAAUGAUGUAUUCUUGUGUCAACAAGGUAUUUUUUUCCACAAUCUAAUACUGCUUUUGUAAUUUGCAGUGUCUCAUGGUCAUGUGUGUAAAUGUAAUGUAACCGCUGUGAAAUUAAAGUGUGCUACAAUUUA
Molecule: messenger RNA, 3288 nt
Organism: Ctenopharyngodon idella (grass carp)
Lineage: Eukaryota; Metazoa; Chordata; Actinopteri; Cypriniformes; Xenocyprididae
Gene: add3b
Product: adducin 3 (gamma) b
Exons: 13
Coding region: 782-2527 (581 amino acids)
Biological process (GO): barbed-end actin filament capping
Cellular component (GO): plasma membrane; cytoskeleton; postsynaptic density
Molecular function (GO): actin filament binding
Source: RefSeq, a predicted model, not a curated record